Molecule: messenger RNA, 829 nt
Organism: Gekko japonicus
Lineage: Eukaryota; Metazoa; Chordata; Lepidosauria; Squamata; Gekkonidae
Gene: CSTPP1
Product: chromosome unknown open reading frame, human C11orf49
Exons: 5
Coding region: 7-633 (208 amino acids)
Source: RefSeq, a predicted model, not a curated record
GUGCUAAUGGAUGAUGCGAUGGACUGCUUGAUGUCUUUUUCAGACUUCCUGUUUGCUUUCCAGGUCCAGUUUUACUACUCUGAGUUCCUUGAAAGUGUGGCUGCCAUCUAUCAAGAUCUCCUGACUGGCAAAAGUCCGAACACUGUCAUUGUGCCCACAUCAUCUUCUGGGCAGCAUCGUCCACGCCAAACUCUAAGUGACUGCAGCCCACUUGAUGGGGUGGAUGCAUCCGCGUUUUAUCAGUGCCUUGAGUCUCUGUGUGACAGGUCCAAAUACAGCUGCCCUCCAUCUGCAAUUGUCAAGGAAGUUCUGAGCAGUGUACAGAGACUGACCUUCUACGGGUUUCUGAUGGCUCUUACAAAGCAUCAUGGGAUCAACGGAGCCCUUGGUGCUCUUCCAGAUAAAGCAGAGCUCCUGCUUGACCCACUUAUGGAUCAAGAACUAGAGAAACUCACAGCCCAAGUCUCGGGGCUGUCCAUUUCCAGUUCUUCCAUCUCCAGUGGGGAUCCUGCAAAUUUGCCUUCCCGCCAGUCUCCUAGGAUCAGUUCCCCGUGGAGGCCUCUCUACUACCGCCGGAAAAUGGACACGGAGAGUGAUGGCUCCACAGAAGAGACAGAUUCUUCUGAGAAUUAACAGAAGGCAGAAGCACCAGCUCAUGUCCAUAGUCUUAUAACUGAAGGCAGUGGGAAGAAUCAGCACUUUUUGCACUUCUGGGCCAUUCCUGUGCCUAAUUGCCUUCUUAUGACAUCCACAGUACAGUGCAUGCAUAUCUUACGUAUCUUCCUGUUAGCAGUGCUGAACCACCCCUGUUCUAACCAUUCCGCUCCCG